AUGAGCGGCCAUGGCGAUCCUCGACUGCUCUACACUAUUGGUGGCAUCAAGGCCUACCAUAUCCAGCAAGGUGAAGAGACGUCUCUCACUCCCUCGGGGCCACAGACGCUGUCUCUGUUGAUGGUCCCUACAAACUCGCCCUUUGCAGACCUCAGCAACACGCGCGGCCAAAACGAAGCACCGGAAGAAGACUUCUACCUACACCUCAACCUUCCUCCCGAGCUCGACCUACCCCUCCCUGCAACUACGCAAAUCUAUCACCAGCCGCCGCGAAGCUACCUAAUACCACGAUGGGACUUGGGCCCAGAGAGCGGCGCUUUCACCCGAAUUGAGUUCCCACCAAUCGGAAACAGCUCUACCUCUGUCAGCCAGGAAGACAUUGAUACCUUUGAGACCAUUCUGGCUCAAUGCACCGCCUUCCUUGAGCGUGCGCAGGCGCCACAGCACGAAAAGGGCAAGGGCGGCGUCAAGGCAUACAACCCCCAGGAUUUCGCUCCUGGGGAGGCCUACGUAGGCUCUAGCAAGCCCACGGGCGAGGUUGUACUUGUCGACGAAGAGAACGGCAGUGUAGUGGGAGAGCUUGCUGGGGGUGCUCAGAUUGUCGAGGACCCGAAGCUGAAACAGGGUUCAAAGAGCAAAGAUCCUGUUGAGAUCGUUGUCUCUGCCGACGGAAAGCGCAUCGACAUUAGACCUCUAGAAGAUGACUAUCUCGAGAUGGCUCGCCACCCCGCGUACAAGGACUCUGGUCUCGUUCAAAACGCAGCAGCAGCCUCUCGACUCAUCGUCACAGGCUCCAGCUACCUUAGUAAUAUGAUGGUCUCUGGCGCGGAGAACUUCAUGAACAAGACCAGACCCAACGAGAAACCUAUGACGUUCCAAACCACAACCCAUAACCGCGUCCGCAAAAUCAAUUCCCUUACAACUGGCGUCGCUGGUGUUUCGGCAAAGACCGUAGGACAACUCACCAAGUAUGCGCAAAAUGCAGCGGCGGGUUUGGCAGGACAUAAGAAGACGCACGGCAGGGGCAUGAAUCCUGAUGGCACGCCAAACCAGCAGUAUAAGCCUGGUCUACUGAACAAGUCGUUGAUAGCAUUUUCGACUGUCGCAGAUGGCAUCUCGCACUCGGGCAGAACCAUACUCACACACGGCGGCGCGGCAGCUAGUGCAGCAGUCGGCCACAAGUAUGGCGCUGAAGCAGGCAGCAUCACCAGCAACCUCGCCGGCGGUGUCAAGAAUGUUGGUCUCGUCUACAUCGAUGUGACUGGAGUUAGCAGACGUGCCAUCAUCAAGUCUGUCGCCAAGGGCAUGGUUGUUGGUAAGGUGAAGGAUAAGAAGGGCAACGAGCAGACGGUCCUUGUAGGAGGUGGUGAUGGCGGUACUAUCACGCCUAGUGACCUGAACCCGCAGUUUGGAACGAGCAACACCGGUGUUCCGCCAAAUGUUUCCUCCCCGGGACCCGCAGCCCAAAUCUCAUUUGGUGGCCCACCUCCAACCUACCGCACUGGUGUUGGAGAGUCGCUUGAGGGGCAGCCAGCAUACUACCCUUCUGAGAAGAGAUGA
Messenger RNA from Cucurbitaria berberidis CBS 394.84, 1560 nucleotides. RefSeq lists its product as uncharacterized. Lineage: Eukaryota; Fungi; Ascomycota; Dothideomycetes; Pleosporales; Cucurbitariaceae. Gene Ontology annotation, biological process: cell division. The transcript is spliced from 2 exons. The record is from RefSeq and is a predicted model, not a curated record. Gene Ontology annotation, cellular component: plasma membrane. The coding region runs from base 1 to 1560 and encodes 519 amino acids.